Naegleria gruberi is the source of this 5498-nucleotide messenger RNA. RefSeq names its product myosin. Gene Ontology annotation, biological process: actin filament organization; vesicle transport along actin filament. NCBI's taxonomy places the organism in Eukaryota, Heterolobosea, Eutetramitea, Acrasida, Naegleriidae. The transcript has a single exon. Gene Ontology annotation, molecular function: actin filament binding; microfilament motor activity; ATP binding. The record is from RefSeq and is a predicted model, not a curated record. The coding region runs from base 1 to 5481 and encodes 1826 amino acids. Gene Ontology annotation, cellular component: cytoplasm; actin cytoskeleton; myosin complex.
AUGUGUGACGAUUUAACAUUGCUCCUUUCACAAAGUUCAAUGAAAUCAAAGAAAUCCGAGCAAAUGGUGGUUCCACAAAAGACUGAAAUUACAGAAAUUGAUUUGACCAACAUUUUGGCCAAUCGUUAUUAUCAAAAUGAAAUUUACACAUGUGUUGGUCCUGCCAUUCUCUCAAUCAAUCCAUAUAAGGCUGUAAAGGGUCUAUACAGUAAUGAAACAAAGGCUCUCUUCCACUCUCACAUUCCAUACGAGUUGGCUCCUCAUAUUUAUUCACUUGCUGAGGAUGCUUAUCGUACAUUGUUGGAACAUGCCACUGCUAACAAGCCAACCUCCACUCAUGUCACAAGAGCUAGACCUGCCAUUACUGCUGUGUCAUCUUCUUCUGCUCACUCUAAAAAGAUGCCACCUCCUCCACCUCCUGGUAAACCAAUCAAUAAGGAAGCUGAUUUGGAUGAUGAUACAUUCAUUAUUAAUGAUUUCAGUAUUUCAGAUGGUAUUGGUGUUGGACAAGCAAUUAUUAUUCAAGGUGAAUCUGGUUCUGGUAAGACACUAGCCAGCAGAAUUAUCAUGGAAUACUUGGCUGCUGUUUCAAUUUCUGGAUUGGAAACUCAAAGAAUCAAGGAUUCAAUUCUUCAAAGUAAUCCACUCUUGGAAAGUUUUGGUAAUGCCAAGACUCUUCGUAACAACAACUCUUCUCGUUUCGGUAAAUUUACCAACUUGUAUUUUAACUUUAAGGGCCAACUCAUGGGAGGUGAGCUCACAACCAUUCUCCUCGAAAAGGCCAGAGUUGUCAAGAGAAGACUUGGAGAACGUAAUUUCCAUAUCUUUUACCAAUUGUUAUCUGAUGAUUAUAUUAGAAAACAACUCAAUCUUGGUUUCCCAGAAGAGUACAAUUACCUCAACAAUAAUGUUAUCAAUAUUAACGAAGUUGAUGACAAGUCAGAAUUUGAAACAACCAAACGUGCCAUGGAUUUAUUGGACAUGAGUGUUCCAGAACAAAUGGCUGUUUUCAAGAUUGUUGCUGCCAUUUUGCAAUUGGGUAAUAUUACCUUCACAGCCAUUGAAGAUCCUGAGGAGAGAAAGAGAAGAAACAUCGCUCCUGGUGUUGAAGCUUGUGAUGUUUCUAAUGAAGCUUCAUUGAAAUUGGUUGCCAACACUCUCCAAAUUGAUGCUGAAUUCUUGAGAAGAUCAAUGAUUAUCAGAGUUAUCAAGACUGUUGGUUCUCCAAUGCCAAUUGAACAAACUCAAUCAGUGGAACAAGCUGAAUUCAACAGAGAUACUCUCGCCAAGAAUAUCUAUGAACGUUUGUUCUUGUGGUUGGUCAAGAGAGUCAACAGAGCAUUGAGAGUUCCUGACUAUGAAGAUUUUGUUGCCAAGAAGAAUUCUGAAACUUACUACAAUAUUGGUAUCUUGGAUAUUUAUGGUUUUGAAAUCUAUGACAAGAAUAUUGGAACAGGAAAGAUUGUUGAUCAAGAUGAAGCAUCCAAUCAAGGCAAACUCAAGAACGGCUUUGAACAAUUGUGUAUCAACUUUGUCAAUGAAAAGAUUCAAAGUGGUGUUCAAAGAUCCAUCAAGAAGGAACAAGAAGACAUUCAAAAGGAAAUUUAUGGAGAUGACUUUAAGCCAACUCUUGCCUCUACUCAAGAGAGAAACAAGAGAUUCGACUCUGAUGCUGCUAUUCAAAUGAUUGCUGGCAAGCCAAUCAGUGUCUUUUCAUUGUUGGAUGAAGAAUCCAUGUUCCCUAAUGGUAAUGAUGUUAACUAUGUUCAAAAGAUGAAGACCAACAUCAAACAUCCAUACUUUAAGAUUCCAAGAAUUGCAGAACCAACAGAAUUUGAAUUGGAACACUUUGCAGCUCUCGUCAAGUAUAACACUGCAGAUGGAUGGGUUGACAAAAAUCGUGACACUUUACUCGCUGAAAUGCUCUACACUAUGCAAAAUACAAAGGACCACUUGCUUAUGGCUCUCUUCCCUAAGAAUGAACAAGCUAAUGAUGUUCUCUCUAAAAAGCCAGCCAAUGCAGGAACCAAACUUCAACAAACAACUGCUGAAAAGUUCUUGAGAGAUGUCAGCAAGUUGAUGAAUCAAUUGAGUUCAUGCAGCUUGAAACAUCACCACAUUAGAUGUAUCAUUCCAAACUAUGAAGGAAGAGCUGAUGAUUUCCAAAAGGACGUUGUUAAUCACCAAGUUAGAUAUUUGGGUAUUUUAGACACUGUCCUCUCGAGAAAAGCCGAUGAUUUGGGAUCCAAUGUGACUGGUUACAGCAUUAAGAUUCCGUACGAUACCUUCCUUGAAAGAUACAAGCUUCUCUGUCCUGAAACAUUCCCAUAUUGGGAAACUUUCAUUACCAACAAGUAUGGUCCUGUUGAGGAAUUCACUAUUGAACACAAGAAGGAAGCAGUCCAUCAAAUUUUGAGCCAAGAACAUAUUGGUAUGACCAAUCCACAAGAUUUCUUCUUGGGUAGAGGUAAUGUCUUGUUGGCCUCUCCAGUUCAACUCUUCCAAUUGGAUGAAAUGAUCAGAGAACAAAAACAUGAAAUGGCUAGAAAGAUUCAAAACUCCUUCAGAAGAUACAGAAAGAAGAGAGCUGGAAAGAUGGAAGAAAUGAUGAAGAAGGCUAUCAAGACAACUGAACCAACCAAGCAAAAGGAAGCUCCUGAAGAAAUCAGAAUUAGACAUGACGGUUUCAGAACAUCCAACUUUGGUGAAACAAAGAAACGUGUCUUGAUCACUGGUAGUGACAGAAGAAAUAUUUUCCUCUUGGAUACUACAAGCUCAUCUUCAGAGUUUGAACAAUUGAGAAAGAUUGCCAUUAGAGAUAUCAAGAAGAUUUACAUUUCACCAUACUCUGAUAAUUACAUGAUUUUCAAGUUGGACAUGGAUGAAGGUGAUGAAUUGGUAGAACUAGAUAACAAGUGGGAAUUUUUGGAAGAAUUUAACAAGCUUAUUGAAUCAACUGCCUCUAACUUUAAGGGUGAACAUGUUCCAAGAGUUGAAGUUACCAAGGACAUUAGUAUCCUCAAUCAUCAAAAGGACAAGAACACUGGUACUCAAAAUUUAUUGGUCAGAUUUAUUCCAUCUGCCUACAAUACCAAGAAGACUGUUACCACUGAAUGCUAUGCUGAUGAAUUUGAUAAUAGACUCUUCAUUGUCAACACCUUCACUCAAGCUGAUAUUUACAAUCAAAGAAAGUUGAGAAGAAAGGCCUCACUCUAUGCCAAGCAAGAUCAAAACAGAGAUUACUUGAGAAUGCAAAACAGUGAAUUGAUGCAACUCUUAAAGAAGGAUUAUGAUGACUCCAAAGUUCUAUUCUCUGGUGUCGUUUCCAAGUAUAACAAGAGAUUCAAGAAGCAAGACAGAAUUUUCAUGGUCACCGAUAAGGCCAUUUAUAAUAUUGAUCCAAGUGGUGGUUACCUCAUCAAUAGACGUGUUCCAAUUGGCCAAGUAACCUCUGUCACUGUCUCACCUUACACUGAUAACUUCUUUGUUGUUGAUCAUCCAGAUCAAGAUAUUUUGAGUGAAAGUGCCAAGAAGACUGAAAUUUUGGAAUCCAUUUUGGAAAGCUUCCAAAAUGCUACCAAUCAAUUGUUACCGGUCAAGGUCACUACCAACUAUUACAUUAACUUGGCCAAGAAGAAUACCAAGCGUGUCGCUAUUUCAUGGAUUAUUGAACCAGAAAAUCAAACACAAUUCUCAGUUUCUACACUUGUUCCAAAUACUGCUGGUGGAGCUGAUGUUCAUGUUGUUUCUGAAGUUGAUAACGAUAAUGACAAGUCAAUGAAUGAUUUGGCUGUUAGACAAUCCUUCCAACGUAGAUCAGUUCGUGGUAAGAUGGUUAAGAAUGGUGAUAUGGAUGAGGUUGAUUUGAAUGACGUCUUUGGUGGUUUGAAGGUUCGUAGAAAGGACUCUCUCCUCGUCUGGUUCCAAGGUGAUUAUUUGAACUUUAAGGACAAUCCAAAAUUCAUCGAAAUGGUCAAGAAGCACGAUCCAGAAUGGAAUGGACAAGUUCUCUUCUCUAACCUAAUGACUAAAGUCAAUAAGAGAUUCAGAACUCAACCUAGAAAGGUUGUAGUUACACCAAAUUACAUUUACACUCUCGAUGAUGAAAAGUUACACUUUAACAGAAUUACUCCAAUCAAGGAUUUGAGUGGUAUUUCUCUCAGUACUAUGAGAGAUGCCUUCUUUGUUGUCCACUGCCCAACUGAUCACGAUUUAUUUGCAUCUUGUAAGAAGAAGACUGAAUUAGUUUCUGUUAUUUGUGAUGCCUUCAAAGAUAAGACUGGUAUGGAUCUCCCAGUUCACGUAGAAGAUAAAUUCGUCUACAAACCAAGUACAGAUGUUAAAGGUGUUAAAACAAUUGAAUUUAGACAUGAUCCAACCACCAAGGUUCCAAUCCUUACUCCAACCAAGUUGGGUUGUCUCAUUCAAGUUAACAAUUCUGAUCCUGAAAAGGUUAAACAAAACUUACCAACUGCCAAACAACAAAAACCAGCUGCAACUCCACAACUCAAGUUAUAUGAAGGUUCUGAUGAAAGAGGUAUUCAAGAUAAGAUGGAUUCCAUCUAUACAGGAAGAAAGGGACGUAAUAGAAGAUCUCUCCUUCGUGAAUAUCUUGGUGACUAUUUGAGAUUGGAAGGUACACAAAGAAUGAAGAAGGUUUUCGAUAGAAAUGGUGAUACUGAAUUAAUCUUCUCUGGACAAGUUCUCAAAUAUAACAAGAACUUUAAGAAGCAACAUCGUUUAUUGGUUGUAACAGACAAGAAUGUUUACAAUAUUGAUGAACAAGAAUUCAAGAUUAAGAGAAAGAUUCCACUUGAAGAAAUUACAGGUGUCUCUGUUUCUCCAUUCGACGACAAUGUAUUUGUUAUGCACUGUCCAACUAGUGGUGACUAUUUGUUGGAAGAUGAAAAGAAGACUGAAAUUAUUUCUGCUCUCCAAAAUGCAAGACUCAGACACUUGAAACAACCAUUGAAGAUUAAUGUUGAUGACCAAUUUAACUUUGCUCCAAACUCUUCAUCUACCAUGCCAGUUACUUUCAUUAGUGAUGAUCACUGCAAGGAUACUUGGGCUGAGAAUAGAGCUAAUGCAUUGGUUGUUCACGUAAAGAGACAAGAACCUGGUGUAGUAUUGGAAGCUGCCUAUCUCUAUUUGAAUGAAGAAUCUAAACCAAUUGAAGUUAAAUCAACACCAAUUCUUAUCAAAUUGAAGAAGAGAUGGACCUACAAGUUGCAAAUUCGUUUCUAUGUCAAUGAAUACUUGGCAGGAUGUGAAUUCCACGAAAAGAUUGAUACUGUGUCUUCGAGACUUGAAUUUGUAUCCAAAGUUGUUGAACUGGAACCAAAAGAAGAACGUUAUGUUAUUACCCUUCCUGAAAGAAAGGUAAUUUAUUCAUUGCUUUCCAAAACCAGAGUCAAGUGCAAGCUAGUUGAUCCAAGUGGUAAAGUUCUCAUGGCUGUUCGUUUUGUUUAUGAUAUUCAAUAAAUUAAUUGUUAUUUUAA